This is a messenger RNA of Hordeum vulgare subsp. vulgare (domesticated barley), 2166 nucleotides long. RefSeq names its product rop guanine nucleotide exchange factor 9-like. Gene Ontology annotation, molecular function: guanyl-nucleotide exchange factor activity. The transcript has 7 exons. The record is from RefSeq and is a predicted model, not a curated record. NCBI's taxonomy places the organism in Eukaryota, Viridiplantae, Streptophyta, Magnoliopsida, Poales, Poaceae. Bases 182 to 1882 code for a protein of 566 amino acids.
ACGCUCACGCCCACGCCCACGCCCACGCGCCAGCCAGCCAGCCACCGGGCAUCCCUCCUCCCAUCUCUCUCUCUCGCGCGCGCGGGGGCGCGAGGUCGGACGGGCGGACGGACGGACGGCCGGCCCGCGCGCGUCGGCGUGCGUGCGUGAUGCGGUGGUGACUGGCGGCGAUGAGCGCGUGAUGGCGCCGCCGUUCCUCAAGACCGGGCACGGCCGCGACUCCAGGUUCUCCUUCAGGCGGCGCAAGUCGGGCAAGGCCUCGUCCACGCCCUCCUCGCCGCUCUCGUCGGUGUCGUCCUCGGCGUCGUCGGAGGACGUCCUCCUCGACCCCGGGAGCCCGACCAUGGACCCGUCCGCCAAGACCCAGACGCUGCCGUGCGCCAGGCGGGCGCUCUCCCGGAGCAGCUGCGGGUCCAGGGGCAAGUUGUCCGUCGACCUCAUCCCGCCGCCGCUCGCCGGCGGCCCCUCCGACGCGCCCAGGUCGUCCACGUCCGCCGCGCCGCCCCCCAAGCCCGCGCCCCGGCCCGAGGGCCCGCCUUCAGACGCGGACAUGGUGAAGGAGAAGUUCUCCAAGCUGCUGCUGGGGGAGGACAUGUCCGGCACCGGCAAAGGAGUUUCGUCGGCUCUCGCUCUGUCCAAUGCCAUCACCAAUCUCGCAGCUUCCGUGUUCGGUGAGUCGCGGCGUCUCCAACCGAUGGCCCCUGAGCAGAAGGCUCGGUGGACAAAGGAGAUCGACUGGCUUCUCUCGGUUGCCGAUUUCAUCGUCGAGUUCGUUCCUUCACGCCAGGAGGCAGAGGAUGGCAGCACCAUGGAGAUUAUGAUAACUCAGCAACGCAGAGAUUUGCUGAUGAACAUCCCGGCAUUGCGCAAGCUGGACGGAAUGCUCCUUGACUAUCUCGAUAGUUUCAGCGACAAGCAGGAGUUUUGGUAUGUGAAGAAAAAUGACAAUGAAUCCGAGAAUGGCGACACGGCGGAGCAGAGUGACAAAUGGUGGCUCCCGACGGUCAAGGUCCCACCCGAUGGUCUGUCAGACUCGACGAGGAGAUGGCUUCAGCACCAAAAGGAGCUUGUCAACCAAGUCUUGAAGGCAACAAUGGCCAUCAAUGCUAAUGUUCUCAUGGAGAUGGAUGUUCCAGAAGCUUACAUGGAGACUCUGCCUAAGAAUGGGAAAUCUACACUUGGGGACUCGAUGUACAAGCUUAUAACCGACGAUUAUUUCGACCCCGAAGAACUCAUAGCAACGGUAGACCUGUCGAACGAAUACAACAUUGUUGAUCUGAAGAACCGGAUUGAAGCGUCGGUCGUCAUUUGGCAAAAGAAAAUGCAGAGGGACGGCAAGUCGUGGGGCCAUGGCGUCAGCCACGAGAAGCGGGGCCGAUUUGAGGGGAGGGCGGAGAACGUUCUUCUCCUCCUCAAGCACAGAUUUCCAGGGAUUUCCCAAUCAGCUCUGGACAUCAGCAAAAUCCAGUACAACAGGGAUGUUGGCAGUGCCAUUCUGGAGAGCUACUCCAGAACACUGGAGAGCCUAGCCUACACCGUCAUGUCCCGCAUCGAGGACGUUCUCCACGCCGACUCCCUCACCCAAGACCCCAAGAAAGGGGACUCGAUGAGGAUGCCGAGCUUGACAUCCGACGACACGGACACGGUGGUCCAGGAGGCCAAGGACGAGAUGGGGAGGCUGGGAAGAAUGGAGCCGGUUAACUCGACAUUGUUCGACUACGUGGGGCCCCGGGACGGCAGCAUUGAGACCAUGAUACUAGAGUCGCAGGAUCCCCAGGGUAAGAAGCUGAGCAAGGUCUCGCAAAUCGGCACCAAGAGGUACUCCUACCUGGACAAGCUUGAGAAUCUGAGCGGAACAAGGAGCCCCAUAUCUAGACACUAGUUGCGCGCCGCUGCCCGUAGGGGGGGUGGGGGAGACACAUGUGUGCUUGAGCCUCCGGAGUGAAAUGCAUGUAAAUAUGUGUUGAGAGCAUUGUGAUCAAGGUGCAGAACUUUGGGUGUACCAUUGUGACUUGUGAGGUUUAUGUACGCUUUCGGACACCUGUGUGUAUCUCCAUUGUGUUGGAUCCCCACUGGAAAUUUGGUGCAGAGGCCAAGAUGAUGUGCUGCUCAAGUGUGACCCCCCAUGCUCUAUACAUGAACCAAAUAAUCAUGAGAUCUUCCACA